AUGAAAAGCAGUGAGUUUUCAGAAAAUCUCAAAUUCAGAAAAUUCCCACCAUUUUUGUUUUGCAGAAAUUGUAAACGAGAAGAGCAAAAAACCGAGCAACAACAAGCCAGCAGCAACAAAAACCAAGAAAAACGCGAAAAGUGCACGAAAAGCGUCGAAAACUGGGAGAAAAGCCAGUGAGUUAGGAUAACUCGGGUUGUAGAGCUCAAAAUGCUCCAAAAAUCAUCUUCAUAGCUCAAAUUUUCCAGAAGCAUCUGUCAAAAAAUCGGCAAGAACCAAAAACAAUGAGAAAAAAGAGAAGAAAUUGGAAGUUUCGAAAGUUCGCACUGAAAGAUCGUUGAUAAUCGGCGGAAAUUCGUCGGAUCCAUUGAAAUCGCAAUGUGACAAAGACAAAAUCGAGAAACCUCCCAAAAAACUUGCCCAGAUUAAUCUGAAAAUUCCAAGUGAGCCCAUGCAAAAAACGGCGAUUUCGAGCAAAAAAUCGAAAAAAUCGAAAAAUAAGAUGAAUAAUAAAGAAGCUGAAGUUGAAAAAACACAGAUUAGUGAGAAAAUUGAGGGUUUUGAAGAAGAUCGAACACAAAUCGAGUCGAUUGAACCGAAAAUUGAGAAUCCUGAUGAAAAAUGA
Messenger RNA from Caenorhabditis angaria, 625 nucleotides. NCBI's taxonomy places the organism in Eukaryota, Metazoa, Nematoda, Chromadorea, Rhabditida, Rhabditidae. The record is from the annotation of a GenBank genome assembly.